GUCAGCAGCGAAGGUCACUCACGGGAGCCACAAAAUCGAUCGAUGUGUAAUGAUGCACUUACUGACUCGUCAGUCGAACUCGACCUUCGCAGCUAUAUCCGUGGCGAGCGACGUGUGCCACUUGCGGUCAAGUGCUUGGCCAUGCUGUUCAUAAUCUCGACAAGCUUGCACCUGGACAAAGUCAAAGCGACGUGCAGCCUGAUCUCAGCGCUGCAUCUGUCCGUCUGUCCAAGGCGGCGCUCCGACCGAUGCUCGGCAAUCGUCUCACCCCGUCGCUAGCACCAGUCAUCGCAGCAAGCGAGUUGUACCGGCUUUCGCAGAUGCAUGGCGGUAGACGCUUUGUGCUAGAGAGCCAAGAAGAUAGAUUACCGCGAGCGAUCCUCUGGCUCUUUCUAGCACCCUGUUCGAUUUCGCUCUCUCACGAUAUCGACAUAGCUUUGAUCAAGCAAGCACCGCUCGAAGUUUGCAGCAACGGCGACGCGCCAGACCUUCGUUUAACGACGGCCAAAAUCCUAUACCGCCUGCUUCCCUCGAGGGAUCCAAGUGCUCAGACCAACGCCUCCCACGAGAUUGGUCAGGAAAGAAGCUGGAGUCAACCGUCGGCAGUCGAAAGCGUCGUGCACCGCCGCAAGACUUGCGACUCGAUCAUGCUCGCUCUUCAAAUGUCCACCAAAUGUCUUCCGUCCUCGCAGCGCCAAUCCUUCUCGCCAGCGUGGAGCAUUGGCUAUCUUGAAUGUCGAAGUCCCAUCUGGAGUUAGCCGCACAUACGCAAGCUAGAGCGCCUCACUCGUCCUUCACUGCGCCUUUCAGCGAGACUCAACAAAAAACGCAAUGCGAAUGCGAAUGCGAUCCAUGCGGUUAUGGACUUCGGUGCAUAGAGCCGACGUCGGGCAGGAUUGGUUGGACAGGUCUCGUUAUUGCUUUGAAUACCCAAAGUGCAUGUAGAUCGAUAGA
Messenger RNA from Ceraceosorus guamensis, 954 nucleotides. RefSeq lists its product as hypothetical. Lineage: Eukaryota; Fungi; Basidiomycota; Exobasidiomycetes; Ceraceosorales; Ceraceosoraceae. The record is from RefSeq and is a predicted model, not a curated record. The transcript has a single exon. Bases 249 to 758 code for a protein of 169 amino acids.